Bicyclus anynana (squinting bush brown) is the source of this 1193-nucleotide messenger RNA. It is a transcript of the gene l(3)87Df, whose product is annotated as cytochrome c oxidase assembly protein COX20, mitochondrial. Gene Ontology annotation, biological process: mitochondrial respiratory chain complex IV assembly. Lineage: Eukaryota; Metazoa; Arthropoda; Insecta; Lepidoptera; Nymphalidae. The transcript is spliced from 2 exons. Gene Ontology annotation, cellular component: mitochondrion; mitochondrial inner membrane. The record is from RefSeq and is a predicted model, not a curated record. The coding region runs from base 203 to 571 and encodes 122 amino acids.
UUCUGUGGUGUUCGUCAUUAUCUGUCGUGUUGAGUUUCAAACUUUGAUAAAAAAAACAUUUUUUAAUUAUAAAAUCCAUUGUUUUCCAUUUUCUUAACUUGUUAUAAAAAUAAUUGUUUAUUUAUUAAAGUAGAGCACUGAGCACUUAUACACCUUGGUAUUUUAAAAUUGAAAUAAACCGAAGAGGUUAUAUUCUAAUAAAAUGGAUACAGUUGUGAAAGGUAUGCUUGAAGAAGAUCCUGAUGAGGAAAAGAAGGGUCUUACAUUAUUUGGAAGGGACUUAUCAAAAAUACCAUGUUUUAGGGAGAGUUUUCUAUAUGGUGUAGCUUCAGGCAUUGGCGUAGGAGUAGCAUCAUUUUUAAAGACAUCAAAACCCUUACUCUCUCAACAUAUUGGAGUAGGGACUUUUGCAGUCGGCACUCUAAUUUAUUGGUCAUACUGUAGGUAUGAAUGGUCGAAACAAAGAUUUGACGCUCAAUUGAUGCAUGAAGCUUUGAAAGAUAAAAUAAGAUAUGAAGGGACAGUUGUAGAAAAAGAGUUAGAGCAAAAGGGUGUCUUAAAAUCAGCUUAAUUUCGCGAGUUAUUGUAAAAAUAUAUAUUCAGUGCACUUUUAUAAUGAAAAUCUUUUUAUUAUGGUUGUAAAUAAAAUCAAAAAGCUAUUGUAGAACUCUUAUUGAAUUAUUACAAAAUAAAAAAUAGUUAAAUAGCUAACUUAGUAGGGACAGAAUAAAAGUUCUACUAACAUUCUACAAACCAAAGCACACACUUAUAAAACGCUACAGAGUUGCAACUCUGUGUGAAAUCAGUUUAUUUUUGGAUAAAUUAAUUAAAUAAUUAAAAAACAUGUUUUAUUUUAUGUACAAUUUUAUUCAUAGUAAACUAAAAUUAAGUCAAAAGAGUAGGUUUCAACUGUUGUAUUAUAAAAUUUAUUAGUAUUUAAAGACAACUUUCUGUAUUGUUAAAAUCUGAUCGUUUUAUAAUGAAAUCUACAUCAUACCUGCAUAUUACACUGAGAUAUUAAUUGUAUAGUGUGUUGACUUAUAAUUUUUUUUUUGCAAAAAUCAAUUUAAAGAAAGAAUAAUUUCCAAAAGCAUUGUGUGUCAGUUACUAAAUACAAGUAUUGUAUAUUUAUAUAUUAUAGUUUAAGAACAAAUGUAGAUAAUAUUAGUGUUUUAAUAAAUUGUUAAUUAUAA